CGCGGAAAACGUUACGUGACAUGCUAAAGAACGACUGCAAAGGAUAACCUCUGUGAAACACGCAACGUCUGAAAAUCAGUUCAUGUUUGAAAAACCUCUUAGUUUAUCCAAAUGAUCAUAUCUCGUUUUAACCUCGUGAUUUAUCAAUCAUAAAAGUUAACACUGCUCGUGACCACGCGCACGUAUAUUCAGGUAGAAUCAAACAUGUGACGUCAGCUGACUUAUUUUGCCGGCGUCUUUCACAAGCGAUAAGAGAGCUUUUCAACACAAGCCUGAAAUUUUACGGGUCAAAACCCACGUUAAAACGUUUGUCAAGGAGAAACUAAAGGAGAGUGACCAUUACAUAAACGUUACUUUAACCCAAUCGUGAGCGCUAUCACGUUUAUCCACGAUUUUUUUCUCGUACACGUGAUGUCAGUGGACAUGCUGGACACUUCUUCAGAAAGCUCGUAACAGAAGCAGCUUCAAAGUUCACGGGAAACACACCUUAAAACUUCUGUCAAAGGAGAUUUUAAAGAAUACCGGCAUUAAUUUUCUAGUAGGUAAGUCGUAUCUUUACUUUCAGCUCAUUCGCAAAGGAACAAGUUUCACUUUCGACUCGGCUUAUCAUGGAGGUCUUCAAAAAGCUGUUUUCAUCUGUUUACUCAAUUGCGCUCCGACUAAAAUUCUUUAGCUGCUUAUGAACAACAAGACAAAAAACUUACGCCUUGAUUUGAUGAAAAUUUUGUAUUUUAAACCUAACAAAAGUAAUUUUCGCAUAUUAUUAUGUAACAUUUUUGUUAUGAUGUACUUAGCUUAUCUUGAAUCCAGACAUCAAAGAAUCUAGGGGGAAAAUUUGAAAGCGACGAUAUUUUUUCUCUCUGAAAUUCGUCGCAAAAAAACAGCUUUAUUUUGUUUUGCUAGAUGGGCACAAUAAUUAUAAAGAUCCGCCUAGGGUAAACUUUGCAAACACCUUGUGUCUUUUUGACUUGCAAAUGUUUCUCAGCUGUCAAACUCAAGUGUUCUGAAACAGGUUAUAUAUUUAUGAGGCACCUAGUCGUCUGAAGACAUGUACGGUGGCCUGCUUUUCUGCUUCUAUUUCAAACAGAGUAGUAACAUCCAGGUACUUGUUUUGACGUGAAAACGGAAGAACUUUAUUUUCAUUCGAUCAAAUUAAUCAUUUAAUCAGUAACAAAUUCUCAGUCACGCAAUGCAGCGGAAAUAAGUGGUGCGAGAAAUAUAAUAGUGUGCUUUUCCACACUAUUCUUUCGAUGUAAUUAACGAUCGUCAUUGUCUGCCUUGCUAUAACUGAAUAGUACUAAAAUAUCUUUAACUACUAGAACUUCCAGUUUUCUUUAAAAUUUUCUCACCUUCAGAAGUAAUUUUUAGGUAAUAUCACCACACAAAAAGUUAUAAGAAAUAACUAGAGUAACUUGCCAGCUAGUGUGUUUUUGUCGAUAAAACACAGAAUUAUCUGAGCCAAGUUAUAGAGCAGCUGGUAGGAAUCUUUAAAGGGAUGUAGGACUCUGCUGUUCAUCUCUCUGGGAUAUUCCUGAUUGUUUUCUAACAGCACAACAUUGUUUGAAUGUGUUGUGUUGUUGAUUGAGACAGAGUGAGGCAGUGACUUCUUUGAGAUUUUCCUUUCCUCAUCUGUUUUGACCCUUUAUGGUCUAAAAUCAGUAUGCAUAUUCUCCAUACUGUUCUCUUCACAUUUCCUUAAGUAUUUAACAUCAAGAGAUUUGGUGAUCAUUUCCUUUCUUCUUGUGACCUUCCAUUGUUUGAUUCAGGGGUGAUAUUGUAAGGAGAAAUUAGGUGCUGGUCACUCUAAGGGCUCAAGAGGUUAAUUAUCUGUACCCACACUACUCCUCUUUGGAAUAAAUGCAUUGGCAGGGUGGAAUCUUCAUUAAAAAAAGUUCCUGUCUGGCUUCAGCUCUGAGAGUUAGGUAUCUCAGAUCCUCACACUGUGCCCUCUCCGGCUGGGAGUACAAAAGGGUGUCAGAAAACUUUCAAGCAAACUACAAACCCCAUCACAAUUGUUGAAACAUUUUCCCCUUCCCUCCUUGCUAACCUUGGUAACAAGAAAGAGAAAGUGAUGUGUCAGUAAAAUGUGAUGAAGGUUUGGGAGAAUUGCAAGGAAAUCUGUGGUCAGUAUCCAGUCUAGAAGGAGAAAUGAUUCAUGUCUGAAAUUGCAGAGUUAAGCUUCAGUAAUGAGUCGGUAAUUAGGUCUUAAUAGACUUAACUCUUUACUACAGCUAUGUAAAAUCCCUUUCUUGAUAGAUCUUAUUCAGGAUGAAAUAUGUUCCUUCACAGGAAGUAUUAUUAACCUUCUGAGCUGCUUAAGUACUCAGUACUUCUCUGUACAUUAUUACUGCAUUGUUUAGCAGACAGAUGACAAGUUAGAAGCAAUGGGGUGUUUUUGUGAAAUAAAUUCCUAAUAUUGAAAUAACAGGAAAUAUUUAGAUGCUGGGAUGAUUCUGAGGAUUGAAAGGUUUGCAAAAUGAAUAUAAUCUUUGAAAUAUCAUUUUUAUGCUGUUUACAGUAUGUUGAAAGACUCUGAAGAAUCUUUUCGAAUCAAACAAGCAGAUAAACUAGUAUUUAAGAUUCGCUCAAUUACAUGUAUUAUCACAACAUGCAGACCUUUUAGGAUUAUAAACAAGUAACAAAUUAUGAAAUCUUUAUUUGACUUACAAAAAUGAUCAGCCCAUACAAAGUAAAUUAGGCUUGAGUAAACCCACAAGUAGCUGAUCUAAAUAAAUAUGCUAAAGGACACAAGAUAUUUAAUACACUAAAUUGGUUAUAAAAUCCCUGAUGUUUGCCUGAAAUUUAGAGCCUGAGUACCAGAACAGACCUAGAGGAAGGGUACAGGGGGUGCACACUCCCCCCCCCCUCCAAAAUGACCAGCAGGUUUCUAAUAUAACUAGCACUCUGCAAAAAAUGGAAUCAUGUGGUUUAUUGGUGUUGAGGUAAAACAUGAGAUAAGGUUAAAGAAUUUAUUUUAAUUGUCAUGAAAUUAUAGUUUGAGUUUGGCACUGUAGUUUCUUCUUCAUUGCUUGCCUUUAAAUUUUUUUUGCGCCAUCUGUCAGUGAUGACAUAACUUAGUUGUGCACUCCCCUUUAGAAAAAUCCUGAAUCUAUCCCAGUAUAAUUCACUUGAGUAGAAAAGACAUGGAGACUCAAAGCCCUGGACCAGGCCUGAGAUGUGAUCACCCCUUUUUUCUUCCAACAGCUAAGGACUAUCAGAGGUGAUUCUAACUUGUGAUUGCCAUGGCCAAUGUACGAGAGAAAUUGUUGACGGCAGUCUAUGAAGAGGAGCAUACAGCCCCAAGUAAAGUGACAAUUGUUGGUGUUGGACAAGUAGGGAUGGCAUGCGCUUACAGCAUAAUGCAGCAGGUUGGACUUUACAUUUUAAAGUAUACAUCCAUUAAUCAAAUAUCAUCCCUACUUCUUAAUUAGCCCUUUCUUUGUCUUUUCAUUGUUUUCCUUUUCUUUCCCCCUGCAGGUCAAGCUUCUCUAACCUUUUUAUUCCUAUCGGUGAAUAAUAUCACCCUAGGUGAUAUCUUGAUGUAAGACCAAAUUCUCUUGUUCUAUUUACAAGGAAAUGUGUGGCAGUCAGUAGGAAGAGGUAUUGGCUAUAUCUUCAGAGGGUAAUGGGAAUGAAUGGUUAAAUGAGGAGAGAUAUACUGAAAAUGUUUGUAAAUGCACUGCUCCACUAGGUUGUUCAUGAUAUAUAGCAUAUGUCAUUUUCAUCACUGAUCAGGGUAUUUGCCGUGAACUGGCCUUGGUUGACAUGAUUGAGGAUAAGCUGAAAGGGGAGAUGUUGGACUUGCAGCAUUGUCAGCGGUUUGUCAAGAACGUCGGCAUCCGUGCAAGCACUGGUAUAAAUUAUUUUUCUCUUGUUCUUUGUGGUCUGAUUAGGACCAGUUUCAUGUUUGAUGCCAGCAUGUGUUUUAUUAGCCUGCAUCUCAGCCCCAUCUCCUUUCCACUCAGAUUAUGCUGUUACUGCAAACUCCAACUUGUGCAUUGUGACUGCGGGCUCGGCGUCAGAAAGAGGGGUGAAAGCAGAAGGGAUCUGGUACAGAGAAAUGUCAACAUCUUCAAAGGUAAAUAAAGGUAUGUCUUUGGCUGGAGUCUUUCUGCAGAAUGAUUCAUGGAAUAAAAGCAACCACUUGACAAUAACAUUGUGGAUGCUCAUGCAAUUUUUAAUGCAUUUUCUACUUUUCAGCAAUCAUUCCACAGCUGGUGA
Molecule: messenger RNA, 4221 nt
Organism: Pocillopora meandrina
Lineage: Eukaryota; Metazoa; Cnidaria; Anthozoa; Scleractinia; Pocilloporidae
Source: the annotation of a GenBank genome assembly